Molecule: messenger RNA, 4846 nt
Organism: Uranotaenia lowii
Lineage: Eukaryota; Metazoa; Arthropoda; Insecta; Diptera; Culicidae
Exons: 5
Coding region: 3389-4780 (463 amino acids)
Source: RefSeq, a predicted model, not a curated record
AUUCAUGGUGGAUAUGAGUAGUCAAUCAAACUAAGCUCAGUUACUUUUGAGCUUUUGUAUGCCUUUGAUUCUAAGCAUUUCAAUGAAGGUGACUAAUAAUGUGUAAUAUUCGGAAAUUUUGUGAUUAUUUCCCAGAUCUGAGGUACUGUAACUGCCCCUAGACGCCCUGACAGUUCGUCGAAGCGUUAUAAUUUGUGACAUACGGGGGGAGGGGGUCAAGUUUUUUGCGUUUGUUUUGUCAAUUCAAAGUUAAAUUAUUUUCGUUUAGGAUUCCGUUGUCAUGUGGUAGGAUGCAAUCGAAUUGUACCAGGAUACAUCGAAGAGUUGAAGCAGCACUUUAUAUCGGUUCAUAAUUUGAAAACAUCCAAGGAAAAUUCGCUCCCAUUUCGUUGCUCGAAAUGUGGUGCUUUUAUUUCGUUAUUCAAAAACCUAAGGAAACAUAUUUUAAUGAAUCAUCCACGGCAAACAACGCCCCAAAUAGAAUCAAUGGAAAUUGUGCAUGAAGGGAGUUCUCAACUGGAUCAGCAGGUUGACUUAGAAAAUGAUGCUUCUAUGGAAUCAACAGCAAAGGACGAAAUACGCAACACGAUGUCGGAGUUCAUUACAACUAUGCGGUGCGAUGUUGGUUUGACGGAAAACAAAAUCCAGGCUAUCAUCAAUAAUACCAACAACAUUUUAAAACUGUACAACGUUUAUGUUGUGGGACUUAUAAAAAAAUUUGGAAGGGAUAAGAACAUGAUGAACGAUCCGGCCUUGGUAUUACUUAUAAAUGAUUGUAAACUGCAAGGGACAUGCGGUGAUGUUUUGACCUUCGACGACAAUUUCGCGUUUUUGGGGGCAAAGGCUAAAUGCGAACUUCCCUUACCUCGAGAGAAUAUCCUUGGAAAAACAAAGGUUACUAAAACCAAACACGUUGGUUUUCGAGAAGAAAAAGGUUUAAAGAGGUUCACAACCAAGAAAACUGUUCAAUCGAUUGUUGUCAAGAAGGAUGUAAGUCAUUACAUUCCCUUGGUUGAAACCUUGACACUUGUUGUUCAAAAUGCCAAAGCAAGACACUUAAUGAACAUUGAACAACAAAGCACAGAUGGAAAAAUAAGAGGUUUCAAGGACAGUAGAUUAUUUAAGGAACAUUCAUAUUUACAAAAAUUUCCCACCGCACUGAGAUUGUCGCUGCAUUUGGAUGAUGUGGAGUAUCUAAAUCCAUUGGGUGCAAGAAGAGGGAACAAAAAACUAACGAACUUUACGAUCAAGAUUCAGAAUUUUCCGUCCUCUAUUAAUAGCACUUCAGAUAGGUUGUAUGUAAUUUUGAUGGUUCAAACAAAAGUAUUAAAGAAGUAUGGUUACAAAAAAGUUUUGGAACCUUUGAUAGAAGAUUUCAUCAAACUGUCUUCCGAUGAAGGUGUUGAAGUACUACUUGAAGAUGGGUCACCAUUCACUUUAAGAGCUGUGUUAGUUAAUGUUCUAGGCGAUAGUCUAGCAAUGCAUGACGUUUUCGAAAUCAUGCCUCCUCAAUCAAACUUAUUCUGCAGACUGUGCUAUAUUUCUCGGCAUAUGUUUUUGUCUGGAAAUUACGGAGAAGUUGCCGAUUUAAGAACAGCUCGAUCGCUCCAUGCAGACAUUGAAUCAGUUUUCUUAAAAACUAAGGAACCCAAAGAAGCGGGUGUUAAGAAAAAAUCAUGUCUAAAUGACAUACCCCAUUUUCAAAUAGCAAAUAAUUUUACUUUCGACCCCAUGCACGACCUUUUAGAGGGUGUGGUAAAUAUGACAUUGAAAAAUAUUCUCCAUAAACUUAUUAACGAAGAGCACAUUAUAACGGACCUAAAGGUCAAUGAAAUAAUUCAACAAUUUGAUUACGGUUUCGUAGAGUCUCCUGAUAGACCUUCAUUCAAUAUUUCAAAGCAGCAUUUAAAAACAAAAUCUAAACUAAGUCAAUCUGCUUCUCAGUGCUGGACUUUGUUGCGCUCGUUUCAAUUUAUGUUUUGGGAAACGCUGGAAGGAAAAGAUAAAAUUAUAGAAAUAAUUGCUGCAUUAUUGCAUAUCACUUAUUGCUCUUUUUCACAAACUUUAGACAGUGAAAUGCUAGAUAAAAUGCAAGAAAAUAUAACCAUUUUUCAUUCAUUAUUCAAAGAAUGCUUCCCAACUGUUCGGCCUAUCAAUAAAUUCCACCAUAUUGCCCAUUAUAAAAGAAUGGCUUUAGAAUCAGGUUCCAUCGCAAAGCAUAGCUGCUUACAGUUCGAAGCUAAGUUUAAGGAAUCUAAAAGGCAAAGUAAACUUUGUAAUAACUUCAUGAACAUCACAUAUAGUUUCACAAAAAGGUUGAAUUUAAAGCAAAUUGAUAAUAUAUUGAAGCAUGAUUAUAGUAUUCCCAAAAUUGAGAUUAUUUCUUCGAAAAUGCAUCUCAAAAACAGUUUAAAUUGCGAUGUGAUGCUAAUAAGUGAUUUACCAGAUAUGGUUAAUGUUAUCAAACAUAUGAAGUUGGAUGGAACAUCUUUUAAACCUGGUUUAGUAGCUAAAUACACUAUUUUGAAUGAGUUCCAAUACGGCAUUAUACAAUGCAUUAUAAACCAUGAAAGUGGAAUCAUAUGCUUACUUCAACAAGUAGAAGCCAUUUUUUGUAGAAAAACCAUGAGUUAUAAAAUAUCAGAAUUAACUUCUUCAGUUCGAAUCUAUUCUAAACAGUUGAUUUCAUUGAAGACUUACAAUCUGUGGCAGUAUUUCAGAAAAAGUGAUAACAUAAAUUACAUUUGUCUAAAAUAUUUGGAUAACAAUUGAAUUUUACGACCGAACCAAAUCAAAAACUGUUAUCGAAAGUUACCCUUUUGUGAACCUUUUCCCUUCCUUUAUUUCAAUAAUUCUAACAGUUGAGUCGCCGCGACUAUUACGGCCCCUUACCCUACUAAUCUAAUUAAAUGAAUGAAAGAUGAAAACACUCUUCACAAACAACGCUCACUAGUAAAAAGCCUCUAACAUAGUACUUUUAAGAUAUUAUUGUACCAUACAUAAUUUGAAUCUUUACUACUUUGUAGUUUUUUUGUAACCUAAAAAUGCAAAUAGUUUAUCUGAAGUAAUCGGAAUUAUCGACGGUAACGGAAUUGUUAACCACUCCUGUAUUUGAAGAAAUUACUCCGCUAUAUUGAUGUAAGUUCCUAUUUUAUGAGUUUCUCUACAGUGCAUGUUUAACUGCAUGUUCAUUUACACAGAAGUUUUUUUCAACGAUUUUUAGGAAUAAGCACGCUUUUAGCAAACUUAAAAAGUUUUAAUUAUACCAAAACUUAGAACUUAUGGGCGUUUUGCUCUAAACUAUUUUUUUUCUCAACCCAGCGACAUGUGUAUGUUUUAUUUCAAAAUUAUUGAUUGCAUGUGAACUUAUCCAACGCAUGAGAAAUAUAUGUUUAGUGUUGUAUGUAUUUUUGGGUUGUAUUUCAUUAAUUUUUAUUUUUCAGCCAAUCAAUUCAACGACGUAUCGCUUAUGCUGUUGAAUGAAGAUCGUUUGAAACGAAUGGGGCUGAAGGAAGGACCAACACUCUUGGUUCUGGAUGUUAUAGAACGGUCGAAAAUGAAAAAUGUGUUGGCUCCAUCUAAUUUGGAUAAUAUAAUAAGAAAUGAAUCAUCAAAAAUUCGAAAAUUAUUGGAAGCAAAUUCCAAAUUUGCUCAAACAGUUUUGUAUAAGAAGCUUGACAAGGGACUGGAGCUCGAUAGGAAGGAAAGGUGCGAGAUGAUCCGGCUCCUAUGUUCGGAGUGGAGCGAUAGAGUGUUUUCGAAAAGCUAUCCAUCUACAACUGAGCAGCAAAAAUUGGCUCGUGAUAUAAUCGAUACUUUUCCGUAUUUAGCCAAGUCGGAACAUAGCAACGAGGCGGCAUUUUUUAAUAAGAAUAGUGGCAAAGGCCCCAAUCAUCCUCACAGUGGAAUAAUUUAUAACCACUUCAGGAACUUAUGCCACAAGGUCCCAUCAGAAAAGAAAAAAUUUAAACGAUCCAACAAAACGGAAAUUAUGAUAACGGAUGAAAUUCUUGAAACUGCGGAGUUUUUAAAAAAAAUGGAAGCAACAUCCGACAAUUAUACCUAUAUUACCGAAUAUAUUGUCAAAUGCCUCCCACUGUUUCUUACAAUGCUUAAACAUAAGAAAUCGCCGAGAAAUAUUAUCGACACAUUCCCACACUUGACUGGAUACAAUGGUGAUAUUAUUAUUCUCUUGUUUGAGCAGAUCAAACCGAACUUCAACAAACAUGCGAAUUUCAAUAGCAUGUGCUCCAAGGGACUCCUGUUCAAAACGACCAGUUUUUGUCGCGUUGAGGAUGAUAAUCUCAAGGGAUUACUCCGUAUAUGGAUGCAGUUAAACUGUCAGGGACUUAAGCGUAAAUCUGAAGAAGGUGACGCGGAGGAGCAACUGGCCAGUGCUCUAAUAAAAUGGAUUGGAGAAGACGACAUGGAUCUACGAGAUUACCUGGCACAGUCUGAGGUCAACUACAUUAGGAAUAACGCCUACCCUUCUGGGCACAUCUUGUGCCAAGGAAGACCAUUUUGUUUGGGAAUUUACUCCGUUUACAUAAGCGGAAUAAUAAUUAGAACCAACGGAAAUUUUUUGAAGGCCUUAGAAGUUUUGGUAAAAUCGCACCACGUUUUAGGGACCAAGCCGUCAAGCCAAUUAGCAAAGCUGCUUGAAUUUAUAGAUUUUCAUUGUUUAAAAAUUGUUAACACCAGCUCUAGAAACGGUGUAAUUAAAUUAGUACAAGCAUUUGACGAGGCAAAUGCCGCGAUUAACAAAUGUGUAACUGUAUAAGCAUUUCUCGUUUCAUUUUGCCAUUUUUUUACAAUAAUUAUUAUAUUAAAUCAUCAGGCGAAAAAU